Lymnaea stagnalis (great pond snail) is the source of this 960-nucleotide messenger RNA. NCBI's taxonomy places the organism in Eukaryota, Metazoa, Mollusca, Gastropoda, Lymnaeidae. The record is from the annotation of a GenBank genome assembly.
UUUAUCUUCUUCUUGGUCGUCAGCAGGUUAUUCGCCAUCGGAUUCGCCAGCAACGUCUUUAACAUUCUGGUCUUUGCAAAACUCGGAUUCCAAGAUACCGUUAAUAUCAGCAUCCUGGCCCUGACCGUAGCCGAUCUGGGAUCUUUGCUUACAUUGCAGUGGAGAAACAUCUGCUAUUUCCCGCAGUUUUUAGCAGCAGAUUUGCCUUUCAUUCCGAGCGAGGUUGAGAACGCGACGGCGGGCUGGCUACGGAUUUGUUUCGUGAGGAUGGCCGCCAUGAUCACUGCUUACGUCCCAUUAGAAAGGUGCCUCUGCAUUACGCUACAACUGAAGGUCAAGGUCGUUCUUACGCCAAAGCGGGUCGCCUGCAUUCUUCUCGGGAUCGUUCUCCUCAUGGUCAUCAGCGUCAUUCCAAUAUUUCUGGAUACUCAGUUUGUCUUUAAGUUCUAUCUAUUAUGGAACAGAACCGCUCUUGGUUCCGUUUACUCAGACGACAAGGGAAAGACCGAGUACACGAUGUUGGCAUUCAGCACGUUCUACAGUUUGUUGACAUUCAUCGCCAUCAUAAUUUUAACGGCGGUUCUCGUCCGUCAACUAAAGAUCAAUUCAAAAUGGCGUCUGACGUCCGCCACCUCCAGUAAGUCACCGGCUAUGUCCACGAGCUACCGGAAAGUCUCGAAGAUAAUGAUUUUCAUUUUGGUGACCUUCGUCGCCUGCUAUUUCCCGGGAACGGUCUCGUUCCUGUGUGCAUUGAUCAACCCUGACUUCCUCCCCAACGGCCCGUAUUAUGGAGUGCUGAAAAUCAUCGUGCUGGCCAGUACUGUGUUAGAAACCGACAGCGCUACUGCCAACAUCGCUAUUUACCUCAAAAUGAGCUCCAAGUUCAGGAAUCAGUUAUUUAGCUUGAUUUUUUGUGGGACCAGAUCCGAAAAUAAACAAGUCUCAGAAUGCUCAUCUUAA